GGCGCAUUCAACCCCAAAUCUGAGGGAAUUCGCUCCCCCGCUUCCACAAUGCCGGCCAAACGGGUGGCGGUAAUUGGGGCCGGGCCCGCGGGCGCAAUCGCGGUCGAUGCGCUCGCGCAGGAAAAGGCAUUCGACCUCAUCCGCGUCUUCGAGCGGCGCGAGGCAGCCGGAGGAUGCUGGAUCGGCGACUCGGCGGCGCCUCCGACGCUCACCAACUUUGCGCGCCUGGCUGACCGCUCUGCCGAUGCGCCGGUGGCCAUCCCGGAGCGGCUGCCGGCCCUCACGCCAAAGUCGGACCAGCCUCGCUUUGCAGAGUCGUCUAUUUACCCCUACCUGGAGACCAACGUCGACAGCCUGGCCAUGGAGUUCAGCCAGGAGCCCAUCCCGGAGAUCCGGAGCAACUGGUCCAUCGGCGUGCACGGCCCCGACACGCCGUUCCGGCCGUGGACGGUGCUCCGGGGGUACAUCGAGAGCCUGGUGCAGCGGAACGGCUACGAGGACUUCAUCUCGUACAGCACGUGUGUGGAGCGCGUGGAGAAGGUGGGCUCCGAGUGGAAGGUGACGUUGCGCAAAGAAGGCAAGGAGCAGGAUUAUUGGUGGGUCGAGUGGUUCGAUGCCGUCGUGGUCGCCAGCGGCCAUUACUGGGUGCCGUAUAUCCCAGCGAUUGACGGGCUUGAGCAGUUUGAGAAGUCUCGUCCGGGGAGUGUGCUGCACAGCAAACACUUCCGAGGGAGAAAUCUCUUGAAAAACAAGCGCGUUGUCGUUGUCGGAGCCUCUGUUUCCGCAGCAGAUAUCGCCGUCGAUCUCGUCGACACGGUCAAGUCGCCCGUACACGCCAUUGUGCUAGGCCACACGGCCAACGGCUACUUUGGCGACGCAGCAUUCGACCACCCGCGGAUCGAAAAGCACCCCUCCAUCGCCCGUGUCAGCGGCCGGACGGUGCACCUGGUGGACGGCAACGCGAUCCCAGACGUGGACCACAUCGUCUUCGGCACGGGCUACAGCUGGACGCUCCCCUUCCUGCCCUCGGUGCCGUUGCGGAACAACCGCGUGCCAGACCUGUUCCAGCACGUCGUGUGGCAGCACGAUCCGUCGCUGCUAUUCGUCGGAGCCGUAGGCGCGGGACUCACCUUCAAGAUCUUCGAGUGGCAGGCCGUGUACGCAGCGCGGCUACUCGCCGGACGAGGGACUCUACCGCCCGUAGAGGCGAUGCAGGAGUGGGAAACAGAGCGAAUCAAGACGCACGGCGACGGGCCCAAGUUCACCGUCGUGUUCCCAGACUUCGAGGACUACUUCGACGGGCUGCGGGAGCUCGCUGGCGACGGCGCGCCGGGGGUGGGCCGCAAGCUGCCAAAGUUCAAGAGGGAGUGGCAUCGCGCGUUUCUGACUGGCACAGACCUGCGCAAGGAGAUGUGGCAGCGGCAGAACGAAGCGGCGAGGGCUGACGAGGCAUCCAAGGCCAAGGGUCUCCAAGCCCGCUUAUGAUCUUGUGAUGACGGGUUUUGUGCUGGUGGCUGUAGAUGGCGAUUGGAUGGAGCGGCGGUUGUGUUUCACUGAUGUUGGAAAGGAUUUGCAGCUUGAGGUUGCCUCAGUUGUAUACUGUUGAUGUCAUAGAUCUUAGACGAUGAAUACCAUGGACCUCCCAAUUAUUCUCGACAGCUGUUCACUGGUUCAAACAUCGUUGCCCGUAGGCCACCGGUGCAUACAAUCAUCAACUUCGUUUGAUAACUUCGUUGGUAUCACCACUUGCC
Molecule: messenger RNA, 1751 nt
Organism: Ilyonectria robusta
Lineage: Eukaryota; Fungi; Ascomycota; Sordariomycetes; Hypocreales; Nectriaceae
Exons: 4
Coding region: 49-1485 (478 amino acids)
Molecular function (GO): NADP binding; flavin adenine dinucleotide binding; N,N-dimethylaniline monooxygenase activity
Source: RefSeq, a predicted model, not a curated record